UAAAAUGAAUUUACAACAACAACAACAGCAGACAAUCGAUUCGAUUGUCAUUGAAUAUUUGAUACAAAAUCAACAACGUCUUUCGAAAUUAUAUCCUGAAUUUCGUCAAAUGAAAUGGACAAUGAAUAAAUUGAAUCGAUCUAAAAAUGUUAAAUGUCCUUCAAUGAAAGAAUUGUAUACCAAUUGGUCAUCGAAUAUCAACAAGAAAGAUAUGAAUAAUAAUAAUGAUAAUAAAUCAAAAAUGGCCCAAGAUUCAAGUAGUUCGGAUGAUUCAAGCGAUGAUGAUAAUGAUGAUGGUAAAAAAAAUAAUUCUACGAUUAAAAAACCAAUAUCGAUACAGCCACCACAGAAAAUUAAUAUAUCAUCAAAAAGACCACGACCACAAGAAUCGAGUUCAGAUGAUUCCAGUUCCGAUGAUGAUGCUGAUAAUGGAAAUGGAAAGCCACCAUUGAAAAAGGGGCCAGCUGCAGUGAAACCGAUGCCUGUCGUAAAACCAAUAAUGCAAAAAACUACAAAAGCAAUGGAUAGUUCGUCAUCAGAUGAUAGUUCUGAUGAUGAUGAACCUCAACGGAAAAAAUUAGCAACUUCAGCAGCAUUGGUAAAACAAUCUCAAAUUUCUAAAAUGAAUUCUACACCAGCAAAAAAAUCAACAAUGAAAAUUACACAAGCAAAAAAACCGGAAUCAUCAUCAUCCGAUGAUAGUUCUGAUGAAGAGAUUCAAAAUGUAAUGAAAACUCCAGUCACACCGAAGGUAAUUGCAAAACCAACAUCUGUAAAAAAACCGAAUGAAUCAUCUUCAGAUUCAUCCGAUAGUUCAGAUGAUGAUCAACCAACAAAAAAAUCCACAUCUGCACCGUUGGUAAAAACUCCUGUAGUUGCCACACCAAAGUAACACCGGCUAAAAACAAAAGAAUCCUCUUCGGAUUCAUCUGAUAGUUCGGAUGAUGAUCAACCAGCAAACCCGACUAUUAAAAAACCCACAACAUCUACACCGUUGGUAAAAACUCCUGUAGUUGCCAAACCGAAAGUAACACCGGCUAAAAAGGACUCAUCGGAUGAUUCGUCUGAUGAUAGUUCAGAUGAUGAUCAACCAGCAAAGCCGAUAAUUAAAAAAUCCACAUCUGCACCGUUGGUAAAAACACCAGUAGUUACCACACCGAAAGCGCAAUCGGCUAAAAAGCCAAAAGAAUCCUCUUCGGAUUCAUCUGAUAGUUCGGAUGAUGAUCAACCAGCAAAGCCGACUAUCAAAAAACCCACAACAUCUACACCGUUGGUAAAAACACCCGUAGUUACCACACCGAAAGCGCAAUUGGCUAAAAAGACGCAGGACUCAUCGGAUGAUUCAUCUGACGAUAGUUCAGAUGAUGGUCAACUAACAAUUAAGAAAGUCAAUCCAGUAGUCAAAGCUACUCCUGUCUUACCAAAAGUAACACCGGCUAAAAAGCCAAAAGAAUCAUCUUCGGAUUCAUCAGAUGAUAGUUCGGAUGAUGAAAAAUCAACCAUUUCUGCUAAAAAACCGGGAACACCAGCUCCAGUAGUUAAGAUCCCCGUUUCAAUUGGACAAAAACAAACAUUGGCUAAAAAACCACAAGAUUCCUCAUCAUCGUCGUCGGAUGAUAGUGAUUCAGAUGAAGAAGCCAAACCUGCGUUGGCUAAACAAACAGUUGCUGUUAAAUCAAAUCUGAUGGCUAAAAUUUCUGUACAACCAUUUGUGAAAGGUACACCGACAACAAAAAAAGUUUCUUCAUCAGAUGAUUCGUCAGAUGACAGUUCGGAUGAUGAUGUUAAGCCAGCAACGAAGAAAACACCGGCAAAAUCAUCAACACCAAUCAUUAAAUCUCAACCGAUUGUUUCAGCGAAUAAAAAAGCGCAAGAAUCAUCUUCAGAUUCUGAUGAUAGCUCUGAUGAUGAUGAUGAUAAGCCAGCAACAAAAGUAACACCGAAUAUUGCGAAAUCAACGGCAGCAAUAACUAAAUCAGCGCUAAAACCAGUAUCAAAAGCUAAUGAAUCUUCUGAUUCGGAUGAUGAUAGUAGUUCUGAUGAUGAUGCUAAACCAACGAUUAAAUCGAAGCCAAAUGGAACAACACCUGUAGUAUUGGCAAAUAAAACAUUAACUGCCCAACAAAAGAAAAAAGUGGCCAAUUCUUCAUCAGAUUCAAGCGAUGAUAGUGAUGAUGAUGAUGAUGUUAAAACCAACGAUAACAAAUGGUGGUGAUGGUUUAAAAUCGAA
Molecule: messenger RNA, 2230 nt
Organism: Dermatophagoides farinae (American house dust mite)
Lineage: Eukaryota; Metazoa; Arthropoda; Arachnida; Sarcoptiformes; Pyroglyphidae
Gene: Nopp140
Product: nucleolar and coiled-body phosphoprotein 1
Cellular component (GO): nucleolus; nucleoplasm
Source: RefSeq, a predicted model, not a curated record